Messenger RNA from Parnassius apollo (apollo), 222 nucleotides. NCBI's taxonomy places the organism in Eukaryota, Metazoa, Arthropoda, Insecta, Lepidoptera, Papilionidae. The record is from the annotation of a GenBank genome assembly.
AUGGUCGUCCGUGGAGUGCACAUAGAGGCCGCUCAUCUAGUUAAGAAGAGGAGCAUAGACCAGCCACUUAGGAUAAGCAUAUUCUACGACCACUCUGUAUAUAGAUUAGAACCGGAGAAAUUCGAUAUGAUAAAUAACACAAUUUUACCGGAGGCUGUAAAGUUUUGGGAGCAAGCCCUCAAAGUCCGGAAGACUGGGGGCCCGAUCAAACUAAACAGGUGA